ACACACACUGAGUUGGAUAUCUGUGCCGUAUUUUUCUGGUUGUACUUCAAAGUAUCGUCGAUGUCGAGUUUCGAUAAACCGACACACACUUCCAGCGGCUUUUAAAGGACCAGAGGAUAAAAAAAAAAACACUCCGAAAGUUUUUACCCCCUCUUUUUCUAGGUUGGUGGUGGAGUUGUUUCCUCACUUUCUCCGAUGAUGAUGGAGAGAAGGAUGACUCUAUCAGCCUGGCAAGAUGCUCUGUGAGAUUUCUCUGCUCUGUGUUAAACAUCUGGAUGAGUAACAGAAGUCACGCAAACCGCACGCGCCGCUCGGCACGCGCAGCGGAGUGAACUUUACCGGAGUUCGAUUUUUUUGUUUGUUUGUUUGUUUGUUGUUGUUCCAGCUGAACGAGAGAGAGAGAGAUAGACUGGGUGCAUGUGUGUGUGUGUGUGUGUGUCGUGAUUCCUCCAUAAGAAGAUCAGCAGAGAGAAGGAUGGCGAGGAGAAAACAGAGAGAACCCAGGAAAUCUGCAGCCUACCUUCCGAUGGACAUUAAAGCAGCCACGUUUGAAGACAGGCAACUUCAAGAUGACAGUCUUGCUUUGGAUGACCAUGGAAAAUACAUAUUCAAUGAGGAAGAGGAAGAAGAUGCAAAAGAGUCGCUGAGAUUUCAGGACUCCCCUAACAGUAAUGGGACCAACCCAGAUACUGGCUGUCUUUCCCCGCUCAGUGACACCAGUGAUCAGAUGCCUGAUUAUAAAAGCAUUUCUUCGAAAGAAGGACAUGAAGAGGAAGAAGCACAGAGCAGCUCGGACAACAGCGUUCUGGAUAACCUAGAUCGGACAAAAGCCGUCUGUGCGAACCUGGUCUCUGAUGCGUCCUGGUCCGACGUGGUGAUGAACAUCAUGAAAAGUAGGGCAAGUGCAUCCAGUGCAGCUAACAUGACGAAUCCCAAUGGCAAUUACAUAAUUAACAGGCCAAGCAAUCACAAUCGAAAUAUCCUUAAUGGAAAGGCAGAAAGCAGUUCAAAUGGCUGCACAGUUACUAACUGCAGCAUUAAGGCUUCUAAUGGUGCUGGUGUAGUGUAUGACUGGCAUCAGGCUGCUGUAGCCAAAACACUCCAACAAACCCAUCACCACUUAUCAGCAGAGGCAAGCCUGUUCAGCACGGUGCAGCUCUACCGACAAAACCACAAACUCUACGGCUCUGUUUUGACUGGUGCUAGCAGGUUCAAGUGCAGGGACUGCAAUGCUGCAUACGACACACUAGUAGGUCUCACGGUUCACAUGAAUGAUACUGGUCAUUACCAUGACGACAACCAAGAGAAAGAAGAAGAGAAUAAUAGCAAGCACUGGUCGAAGCCCCGCAAGCGAUCAUUGCUGGAGAUGGAAGGCAAAGAGGAUGCCCAGAAGGUACUGAAGUGCAUGUUCUGUGGCCACUCCUUUGAGUCUUUACAGGACUUGAGUGUCCACAUGAUUAAGACAAAGCAUUACCAGAAAGUGCCUCUUAAAGAGCCUGUGCCAGCUUUGGCCACCAAACUGGUGCCAGCAGCCAAAAGACGAUUCCUUCACGAUUCCCUAAUUUCCCCUUGUUCCCCGAAGUCGAUUAUAUGUUCCAGUAAAGAGGCUUCAAUGGUUCCUGUGAAGGGCACUGUUAAUCCUUAUGUUACCCCAAACAAUCGCUACGGAUACCAGAACGGUGCAAGUUACACUUGGCAGUUUGAGGAACGCAAAGCACAAAUUCUGAAGUGCAUGGAGUGUGGGAGCUCCCAUGAUACACUGCAGCAACUCACUGCCCACAUGAUGGUCACAGGUCACUUCCUGAGGGUCACAAACACUGCAGUAAAGAAGGGAAAGCAGUUAGUGUUUGACCAAAGUGUGGAAGAAAGCACGCAGUCAAUUCCAUUACCUCCUACAACGGCCAUUGUUAAACACCAGUCAGAGUCCCCUGCUCUGUCUUCUUGUUCAGAGGCCAAGAAGGAAAUGGAGGAGGUUUGUGAACCAGUUCAGAAAAUGAUCAAGGAGGAGAAGGAAGAGAUCAGCAUGAAUUCCACAUCGUAUAAAUACCUAAGAGAGGAAGACCUUGAGGAGACUGCUAAAGGAGGGAUGGAUAUCCUGAAGUCUCUAGAGAACACAGUGUCCAGUGCCAUCAGUAAGGCUCAGACAGGUACGCCCACCUGGGGAGGAUACUCCAGCAUCCAUGCUGCUUAUCAACUUCAGAGAGCUAUGAAGCCGUCUAUACUUCCUCCAGUGGUUCAAAGUGUGCAGGCAGUCAUCAAUAGCAACCUUCUUUCACUCGAUCCUGAUCCUGGAUCACUUAUUUACACUCCCCACAGACAGUCAUUGCCCCUGGCCCUCAGGAACAGUGUAUCUACCAUAGAGGAGCUGAUGGAGAAGGUCUCGGGAAAGACCUUGGUAAAGAAAGAGAGGGAAGAAAGGACAGGGAGUGCAGAUGCAGCUACAUCAAUAUCACCAUUACUGAAAGACAACAAAGUUAGUGUUGAUACAAAGACAAAUGAAGGUAUGUGUAAAGAGGAACCUAUGGAGAUGUUUGUAGAAAGCCAGAAUAAGAACCAUAGCCUAGAGUCACCCAUCGAUAAUGGCCCCAGUUUAGAGAUGGUUAUCGAUCAAUCAUCUGAGAGACCUUUUAUCAGCCCCCUAAAUUCACUCCAGUUAGUUGUGAACUCACACCUUCCCAAAGCCUCCAAGAUGGUCAGCUCCUCCUCUGAUCCGCUCUCUGUGUUAUACAAGAUCAGCAACAGGGUGGUCGACAAAACCGCCCACCGUUCAUCAUCUGAUGAGCAAAAUGGCAUGCUUGACACAGAUUUCUACAAGGACACUGACCAGCCUAUAGAUCUGAGAAAAUGUAAAAGCAGUACUGGCAGCAUCCAUCAAGAAAGCACUGUCAACACCAGCAGUCUCAAGCUACUAAACAACAAAGCUAAUGGAAGUAAAGCUCAUCACCCGGGCUUACCUCUGUCCGAUUCUCUAAACCUACGGGAAAAUGCCCUCAUGGACAUCUCAGACAUGGUAAAGAGCCUCACUAGCCAGCUCACCCCCAAGUCCUCCAUUCCACCAUGCCUUUUAGGGAAAUCUGACACCGACAGGAGCUCAUGUGAGGAUCCCAUGGAGAACUUUUCUUCUGCGCAGAAGCAAAAAGGUCGCCAGUCCAGCUGGAACCCUCAGCACCUACUCCUUCUUCAGGCUGAGUUUGCCUCAAGCCUGAAACAGACCCCGGAAGGUUGCUACAUCGUAACGGACCUCUGUCCUCAUGAACGUGUCAAAAUCUGCAAGUUCACGGGUCUGUUAAUGACCACGGUGUCACACUGGCUCGCCAAUGUGAAGUACCAACUGCGGAGAACCGGAGGGACCAAGUUUCUGAAGAACCUGGACUCCAGGAAUCCAUUGUUUCUUUGCGGAGAGUGCGAUUCCAAAUUCAGGACUCCUUCCGCUUAUGUCAACCAUCUGGAGUCUCACCUCGGCUUUAGCCUCAAGGAAAUGUCCAAGAUGUGUCCGAGGUGAAGAGUGAUCAUCCGGUGUUUCAUUCACGCUAGUGAGUGACAAAGCAAAUAGAUGACCACUGCAUGACUCAACACUAGACUUAUGAAUUGUUUUGCUAAUUAUUGCCUUGACUUAAUUCACUGCACCAAUCCAAACAAUCCAUGUACGUUGACUAAUACCAUUUCUUGGACAGGUUAUACAGGCCACUCCCACAAAAACAAAACUGGGAGGAACGUCAACGUCUUGUUACUUGCUAGUGUGCUAGGGUUAAUGAUUUGGAAGAUGGCCGGUGGAUGUUGUUGCACUUUUUCUCCAUCAUCCGGGUCAUUUUUCGAUGUUUCUAGUGACACUGAACUAAAAAUAUAUAUACAAAGAUGUUUCUGCGCUCCAUCCCGGUCAGGUGACCCCACUGGCACUACACACCUCCUGCACUAAGCCAUCAUGAACUGAACUGAAAUCUACCUUCUGCUGUAUCUCAUUUUUGUAUUGUCUUAAAAAAACCUGGAUUUUUAACCGAAGUUAAAUGUAUUUAUAUUCUAUUUGUCUGAUUGAUGCAUGUGAUGGAUGACUACUGAGUUUUAUGACAGUAACAUUUGAGCAAUGUCUAAAUAGAAUUAUUCAUGAACACAGUUUGUUAUGGUCAAUCUAGGGCAUUAUGGAAAGCAUUGGAUGCAAAUUCUUACAGAAAUUACAUUUUAUUUGUUGAUCUGCUCGUUUGUGUCUUCAAUUUUAGUGCAAAAUUUGUAGCUUCACACACUCUUUGCAGAAAAAAAAAAGAAAAUGUGAAAAUAAA
This is a messenger RNA of Hemibagrus wyckioides, 4274 nucleotides long. RefSeq names its product teashirt homolog 1-like. Gene Ontology annotation, biological process: regulation of transcription by RNA polymerase II. The coding region runs from base 476 to 3502 and encodes 1008 amino acids. The record is from RefSeq and is a predicted model, not a curated record. The transcript has 2 exons. Lineage: Eukaryota; Metazoa; Chordata; Actinopteri; Siluriformes; Bagridae. Gene Ontology annotation, molecular function: DNA binding; DNA-binding transcription factor activity, RNA polymerase II-specific. Gene Ontology annotation, cellular component: nucleus.